AUGUUAUGAAACCAUAGAAACCAAGUGUUGAUAAACUUACGUGUCUUUCAUUGAAUUGAUUACUCAAUACAUCACUAAAUGAAGUGAAAAGUGGUUUCAUUGGAUUCAUUAAGUGAUAAUUGUUUGGUCAUUGAUGUCACAAGAGAUGUCGGUUUUGAGUCAUUUGUUGGCGAGGGUUAACUUUCCGAUAUAUAGUGUACGGACACUAUCGGAGCGACAUAUUUUGGUGGCCGGCGGAGGUGGUCCGUCCAAGACUGGUGUGGCCAACAAUCUUGAUGUCUAUGAACUGGUUUACGACAGUCACAGCAACUCAUGUAAAGCCAGGCUUAUCACACAUUACGACACCGGUUCGCGGGCUGUCAUGAAUAUGUGUGUCGUCCCGAAAGACAAUUAUUGUUAUCAACUGUUUUGCGGUGGUAUGGAUGGACUCUGCACUCAAUACGACCUCAAACUCAAUGUCGAGAGCAGACGCAGAGAGAGCUCUUCAUCUCCCACUAGAAGAGAGAGGUCUUAUUCAGAAGUAUCACUUCGUAGACGACGACUUAGCUCGAGAUCUGAAUCAUUAGAUAAAGAAAAUGAUAUCAACGCUAGUAAUAGUCAAACUCAAGAUGCAGAACAACCAGUGAUAAGACAACAUUCCCGCAAAGAUUCAAAGCCUAAGAUGUCUGACGAGACAAAUGGUGUCCCAGACUUUACAUUUGAUAUAAAACAGCAAAAGUUUUUUAAAACAGAUUUCAAUAGCAAUGUUGAGGAAUCUUUUCAAAAAAUUGUAAAAUUUUCUUCUGAGGGUAAUAUGUUGAUAACAGGAGGAUCUGAUGGUCACAUAAGACUUUGGUCGUUACCAAAAUUGACUCAAAUUCUUGUCAUCAAAGCUCAUACUAACGAAGUCGACGAUUUGGACAUCAAUAGCAACGGAACACAAAUUGUUAGCGUUUCUCGCGAUUCAAAGGGCUUUAUAUGGAAUACAAGCGAUGGAAAACUGAAGACAGAACUUAUCUAUGAAUUACCUAAAGAUAAAAGUACUGAAAACGGCAAAAACGGUGUCGUUUUAAAUAAAUAUAUUUAUAGGGGCUGUAGGUAUGUCCCCAUUCAAGGUGAUACAAAUAAUUAUAGUUUAGUCACAAUAAUGAAUCCAUUGAUUCACUCAAAACCUGCCAAAAGUUCAUAUAUUUGUAAAUGGAGUACACAAUCAUAUAAACCGGAACUAAUGGUUAGUGCUGGCAAUGAGAGUCUUUCAACAAUAUCUGUUAGUGAUGAUGGUCGAUUUAUAGGUGUGGGUACAUUAACUGGUUCUGUAGAUGUUUAUAUAGCAUUUAGUUUGCAAAGGGUCUACCAUUUAUCGGCCGCACACAACAUAUUUGUUACCGCAGUUGAGUUUUUGAAGUCAACUGAAGCCACACAACAGCUAACUGGUGGUAACGAAGCCUCACUCGUCAGCGUUUCUGUUGAUAAUCAUAUUGUUGUCCAUCACAUUCCCAAAAGAGCAACUCUUGGAUUUUUAGGAUCCACUGCUUUCUUCAUCAUUUUUAUGUUAAUUAUUUAUAUUUUAAUGAGUUAUUUGGGAAUUUAAAUUAAACUAAUUUUUAUUUAUACAAU
Messenger RNA from Oppia nitens, 1596 nucleotides. Its product is annotated as prolactin regulatory element-binding protein-like. Gene Ontology annotation, cellular component: endoplasmic reticulum membrane. Gene Ontology annotation, biological process: protein secretion. The transcript is spliced from 5 exons. Gene Ontology annotation, molecular function: GTPase activator activity; guanyl-nucleotide exchange factor activity; protein binding. The record is from RefSeq and is a predicted model, not a curated record. Lineage: Eukaryota; Metazoa; Arthropoda; Arachnida; Sarcoptiformes; Oppiidae. Bases 134 to 1570 code for a protein of 478 amino acids.